Messenger RNA from Saxophila tyrrhenica, 1557 nucleotides. RefSeq lists its product as uncharacterized. Lineage: Eukaryota; Fungi; Ascomycota; Dothideomycetes; Mycosphaerellales; Extremaceae. The coding region runs from base 1 to 1557 and encodes 518 amino acids. The record is from RefSeq and is a predicted model, not a curated record. Gene Ontology annotation, molecular function: ubiquitin protein ligase activity. The transcript has a single exon.
AUGAAUCAAGAUGCUGGGACGGUGGAAAGCAGACGCCUUGGCUUAGACGCGCACGGGGAGGCGAGGAAGUUCGUGCGACUGCUGCAGUGCUCGCAGUGCGCGAGGCCUUAUCGCUCGCCGGUCACAUUACCAUGCGGCAACUCGCUGUGUCGAGAGUGCCUGCCGGAGGCACAUGAGCGGGAAGGCAUAUCGUAUCCAGACAUACCCAAUCGACGGAAGGGCAUUCAGUGUCCGUUCCCGAGCUGCGAGCGAGAGCACUCGGCGUCGGAUUGCAAUGUCGACGUGGCGCUGAACAAGGUCAUGGAGGUGAUUGCGGAGGUGUUUGCAAGAUAUGAGAAUAUUAUUUCGAACAAGUUAAGAGCACAGGGAGACACGGACGUGCAGAUGCAAGAGCAGGUGUUGGGAGAGGUGCUUGAUGAGAAGGCCGAAUCGGAGACAUCACUACCACGGGGACGGCUGCUGGCAGCAUACAUAUUGGCUAUGCAAGGACAGCUGUCGCUGGAUAGUGAUACUAUCAAGUACGACUCGGGCACGGCAGCAGAAAGCGAGCGCUCUGCAGAUUUUACAAUGAUGCACGACAUCUCGGAUACGGCACUUCCACAGGUAGAUUGUCAGGUCUGCUACAACUUGAUGCUAGACCCAGUCACCACCUUCUGCGGCCACACAUUGUGCAGGGUAUGCAUGAGCCGAGUGCUGGAUCACUCGCUGCACUGCCCGAUCUGCAGGAGGGUGCUGGCUCUUCCACCCACGAUCGGACUGCAUCCCAACAACAAGACGCUGGUCGACUUGUCCAACACGCUAUGGCCGGACAUGGUCAAGGCGAGAAGAGAAACUGUCGCUGCAGAAGAACAGGAGAUCGCUCAAGGCGAUAUGAACACGCCGCUGUUCGUCUGCACUCUUGGCUUUCCCGAACAGCCUACAUUCCUACGGAUCUUCGAGCCUCGAUACCGGCUGAUGCUGCGGCGAUGUCUCGAAGGCUCACGAGAGUUCGGCAUCUUGAUGUACAACCGGUACAGCGAGCCGCAAGGAGAUCUGGGACCAGUGCACUUCUACCAAAUCGGGACCAUGCUCCGCAUCGUCCGCGCGCAACUCCUUGCCGACGGCACAAGUCUUGUCGAGACAGUAGGCACCGAGCGGUUCCGCGUCACUAGACACGGUGUUGCGGACGGUUACGCCAUCGGCAACGUCGAACUCAUCCACGACGUCAACCUGGCCGAAGAGGAGCGGAUAGAAGCAGCCGAGACCUCUCAGCCGCCACCAGCCGACGAGGAAGAUGUCCACGCGCAGAUUGCGCGCAUGCCAACAGUCGACCUUCUCCGAUUCGGCCAAGAGUUCGUGCGGCGCAUGCAAGGCCGAAGUGCGAAUUGGCUGCAGCAACGAGUCCUGGAUAUCCACGGUCAGCCUCCAGACGACGCGCGACUGUUUCCGUACUGGUUCGCGAGCGUGCUGCCCAUCAGUGAAGAGGAGAAGUACAAGCUGCUCGAUACGCGGACGGUGCGCGAUAGGUUGAAGAUCACAGCCGCGUGGAUCAAACGGAUCGAGUCUCAGCGAUGGUGA